GAUAGCAGCGACUUCAUGGUUACACCUGGAAACGACACUUUUUUGAGCCAGAUUAUGCUUUUUCUAAUAUGGACAGGCGUACUCAUCGCAGUUAUUUACAUUUAUCUUCGACGAGCCCAUUCCAGAUUCACACCGUACGAUGUUAAGCAAUUACCAACUUUGCCAUUCAUUGGCAAUGUACUACCGCUGAUUUUGCGCAAGAUGCACUUUGUAGAGGAUUUGUCACGUUAUUAUGACAGCUUUCCUGAAGAACGGUUCAUUGGAAAAUAUGAAUUUACAAAUCCCGUCAUAAUUGUGCGUGAUUUGGAACUUAUUAAAAAGAUUACAAUUAAAGAUUUCGAGUAUUUUCUUGAUCAUCGAGCGUUUACAGAUGAGACGGUGGAGCCCAUAUUUGCAAGAAACCUUUUUUCAUUGCGAGGUGAUGAAUGGAAAGACAUGAGAUCAACUUUGAGUCCAGCUUUUACUAGCUCAAAGAUUCGAGUGAUGGUACCUUUUAUGGAGGAGGUAGGAAACCAGAUGAUGGCCAUCUUGAAGAAGCAAAUCAACGCGAAUGGAGGUCAACCAGUAGAAGUAGACUGCAGGGACCUAACUCGCCGUUACGCGAAUGACGUCAUAGCUACAUGUGCUUUUGGCCUCAAAGUGGAUUCUCACGCAGAUGGCGACACUAAAUUUUUUGAAAUGGGAAGAAAUGCUGCUGAAUUCAAAAUGCGACAAAUCAUUAUGUUUUUUGCAUAUAGUGCGUUUCCUACAUUUGUUAAGUGGAUGAAAAUGACACUAUUUUCUAAAGAAACAACGUCAUUCUUCAGAAGUUUAGUAAUCGAUACUAUGAGAAACAGGGAAGCUCACAAUAUACUACGACCUGACAUGAUACAUCUUCUGAUGGAGGCCAAAAAAGGGCAUUUAAAUCACGAUGAAAACUCUAAGGAACGUGAUGCAGGUUUUGCAACUGUAGAGGAAUCUGCUGUAGGAAAGAAACAUAUUAAUCGAACCUGGUCAGACAAUGAUCUGAUUGCUCAAGCUGUUCUGUUCUUUAUCGCUGGCUUCGAAACUGUAUCAUCUGCAAUGUCAUUCGCUAUACGAGAGUUGGCGCUGCACAAAGAUAUACAAGAUCGGUUGGCUAAGGAUAUAAGAGAAGAUUUUAAUAAAAAUAAUGGCAAGAUAGAUUACACGUCGAUUCAGAACCUACCUUACCUGGAUAAUGUUAUUUCAGAGGUGCUCAGAUUAUGGACUCCCGGCUUUCAAUUGGACAGAAUCUGUACAAAACCAUAUAACUUGGGGAAACCGAACAAAAAUGCCCAAAAAGACUACAUCCUUCAAAAGGGUGAUCAGUUAAUAAUACCAGUGUGGUGUAUCCAUCGGAAUCCGGAGUACUUCCCUGACCCAGAGAAAUUUGAUCCAGAGCGAUUCGCUGAUGACAAGAAGGAUCUCAUCAAACCGAUGACCUAUAUGCCAUUUGGUCUUGGUCCUAGAAAUUGUAUUGGUUCCCGUUUUGCGCUGUUGGAGCUGAAAAUGUUAAUCUAUCAGAUUAUUCUGCAUAUGGAAGUUCUACCUUCGGAAAGAACUGUUUUGGAGACAGUUUUUUCAAAGAAUACAUUUAACCUCAAUCUUGAGGGAGGCUUUUUGCUGAAUUUUAACAUUCGGGAGUCAACAAUUAUGCUUCUCCUUAUAUGGGCCGGGGUGCUCAUCGCAGUAAUAUAUAUUUAUCUUCGACGAAUCUAUUCGAGAUUCACAUCAUACGAUGUUAAGCAAUUACGACCGUUGCCCCUCAUUGGCAAUGUAUUGCCACUCGUAAUGCGCAAGAUUCACUUCGUAGAAGAUUUGUCACGUUAUUAUGAUAAUUUUCCUGAAGAAAGGUUUGUUGGUAAAUAUGAAUUCACAAAUCCCGUUGUAAUUAUACGUGACUUGGAACUCAUUAAAAAGAUAACUAUUAAAGACUUCGAUUACUUCCUGGAUCAUCGAGGUUUUACAGAUGAGACGGUGGAGCCUAUAUUCGCAAGGAAUCUUUUUUCAUUGAGAGGUGAUGAAUGGAAGGAUAUGAGAUCAACUUUGAGUCCAGCUUUCACCAGCUCAAAGAUACGGGUAAUGGUCCCAUUUAUGGAGGAGGUGGGGAACCAAAUGAUGGCUGUGUUGAAGAAGCAGAUAAUAGCGAAUGGAGGGAAACCAGUUGAAAUAGACUGUAGGGACGUGACUCGCCGCUAUGCAAACGAUGUCAUUGCUACAUGUGCUUUUGGCCUAAAAGUGGAUUCGUAUACCGAUGGUGAUACAAAAUUUUUCGAAAUGGGAAAAAAUGCUGCGCAAUUUAAAAUGAGACAAAUGAUCAUGUUCUUUGCGUAUAGUGCGUUUCCGGUUCUUGUGAAGUGUAUGAAAAUGACUCUAUUUUCUAAAGAAACAACGUCAUUCUUCAGAAGUUUAGUAAUCGAUACUAUGAGAAACAGGGAAGCUCACAAUAUACUGCGACCUGACAUGAUACAUCUUCUGAUGGAAGCCAAGAAAGGGCAACUGAACCACGAUGAAAAAUCUAAAGAGCGUGAUGCUGGCUUCGCAACUGUGGAGGAAUCUGCUGUUGGAAAGAGGCAUAUUAAUCGAUCCUGGUCGGACAACGAUCUUAUAGCUCAAGCAGUCCUUUUCUUCAUCGCCGGUUUUGAAGGUAUAUCUGCCGCUAUGUCUUUCGCGUUACGGGAGUUGGCAUUGCACAAAGAUAUUCAAGACCAGCUAGCUAAGGAUAUAAGAGAAGACUCCAAGAAAAACAAUGGAAAAAUUGACUACACGUCGAUUCAGGAUCUGCCUUACUUAGAUAAGGUUAUUUCGGAGGUGUUAAGAUUAUGGACUCCGGGCUUCCAAUUAGACAGAAUCUGCACCAAACCGUACAAUUUAGGGAGGCCAAAUAAUAAUACCGAAAAGGAAUAUGUUUUACAAAAAGGUGAUCAGAUUAUAAUACCAGUGUGGUGCCUCCAUCGGAAUCCGGAGUUCUUCCCUGAUCCAGAGAAAUUUGACCCAGAACGAUUCGCUGAUGAAAAGAAAGACCUUAUCAAGCCUAUGACGUAUAUGCCUUUUGGGGUUGGGCCCAGAAAUUGUAUCGGAUCACGAUUUGCACUAUUGGAGAUUAAGAUGCUAAUCUAUCAGAUUCUGCUGCACAUGGAAGUUCUGCCAUCAGAGAAAACUGUUUUGAACCCUGUUUUUUCAAAAGAUACAUUUAACCUCAACCUCGAGGGAGGCUUCUGGUUAAACUUUAAGAUUCGAGAGUAAACUAACAUAAGUGAUAAAUACUAACAUAAAUUCAUAAUUACGAUAUCAUAUUCAAAGUGGUGAUGGUGCCGAGAAAAAUUAUAAGCCAUCAUGUCAUACAUAAAAUAAUAAUACUAUGUUUGCAAAAGCCAAAGCUUGACGACAUGUGCCCGGGACAGAAACUAGGCUAACCAGCUGGUUGGUAGUCAGUAGUAGAAGUAGCUACUUCUACUACUGACUACCGCACACCUCAUGGGGCCCCCAAGGAACAUGAAAGUGAGAGGACAUGACGUCUUUGUGAGAGUUUAUUAAUAUCAGUUAUUCUCACUUAGGUAUAUGAUUUUAUAUAUUGGAUUCGUAUUAAAUUUUAUAUUAUGUA
Pieris rapae (cabbage white) is the source of this 3604-nucleotide messenger RNA. RefSeq lists its product as uncharacterized. The transcript has 22 exons. Bases 16 to 3246 code for a protein of 1076 amino acids. The record is from RefSeq and is a predicted model, not a curated record. NCBI's taxonomy places the organism in Eukaryota, Metazoa, Arthropoda, Insecta, Lepidoptera, Pieridae. Gene Ontology annotation, molecular function: iron ion binding; monooxygenase activity; heme binding.